Messenger RNA from Aspergillus puulaauensis, 813 nucleotides. It is a transcript of the gene sec53, whose product is annotated as phosphomannomutase SEC53. Gene Ontology annotation, molecular function: phosphomannomutase activity. The coding region runs from base 1 to 813 and encodes 270 amino acids. The transcript is spliced from 5 exons. Lineage: Eukaryota; Fungi; Ascomycota; Eurotiomycetes; Eurotiales; Aspergillaceae. The record is from RefSeq and is a predicted model, not a curated record. Gene Ontology annotation, biological process: GDP-mannose biosynthetic process; mannose metabolic process; protein N-linked glycosylation. Gene Ontology annotation, cellular component: cytosol.
AUGUCUACUGUUGAAGGAGCCGGUGUCUACCCGGCUUUGGAGAAUCGCCCAUUGAAAGACACAAUUUGCCUUUUCGAUGUUGAUAACACUUUAACGCCUGCAAGAAGGCAUGCCACAGAUGAGAUGCUCCAAGUCCUCUCGCAAUUGCGACAGAAGUGCGCCAUUGGUUCUGUUGGCGGUUCCGACUUCAAUAAGCAGCAAGAACAGCUUGGUUCCUCGAGCGUGAGCGUUACCACCCUCUUCGACUACUGCUUCGCCGAGAAUGGCUUGACAGCCUACCGCCUGGGGAAACCUCUUGCUAGCAAUAGCUUCAUUCAGUGGAUCGGAGAAGAGAAGUACCAGAAGUUGGUCAACUUCAUUCUCAAGUACAUCGCGAAUUUGGAAAUUCCGAAAAAGAGGGGUACUUUCCUUGAAUUCCGCAACGGAAUGAUCAACGUUAGUCCCAUUGGUAGAAAUGCUUCUAUUGACGAGAGGAAUGAGUUCCAAGAGUACGAUAGAGUGCACAACAUCAGACAGCCAUUUGUGGAAGCUCUCAAGAAGGAAUUUCCCGAUUACGGUCUCAGCUACUCCAUUGGAGGUCAAAUAUCCUUCGAUGUUUUCCCCAACGGCUGGGACAAGACGUACUGUCUAAGACACGUCGAAGCUGAAAAAGAUAUCUCGGGCAUUCAAUAUAAGUCAAUUCACUUCUUCGGUGACAAGACCUUCCCUGGAGGCAACGAUUACGAAAUCUACGACGACCCCAGGACAAUUGGUCAUUCCGUUAAGGACCCCGAGGAUUGCUUGAAGCAGCUCAGGGAAUUGUUCCAACUAUAG